AUAAGUUAAUAAUCCGUACAACUACUAUUUUGAGGAAAAUCUAUUCAUUUCAGACAACGACAUACCACUACCGCGAAGAGUAAGGAGGGAGGGAGGCGGCUUAUACUUUCUCCUUCAAAUUUAUUUCUACAUUUUCUAGAAUGUCAACCCCCAAAACUCAACACUCUAGUACUGAAUCUAGUGAUGGAGAAAACCGCCUCUUAACUUCCCUCCUCCCUCCUCCACCAAUCACCACCGCAGUCGCCGCCGGGGAUCCACAUUUCCGGCGACACCAUGUCAAUUCCCUCCACACCGACAUCAUUAGCCGCCAACUCCCCUCAGAGGGACUAUCCUUCCAGCUAUGGCCUGCAGCCACCACGCUUUUUUCUCUCCUCGAUACCCACCUCCUUCACCCCCACCUCCCCUGCCACCACAUCCUCCACCGCCGCCGCCUUCGUAUCCUCGAGCUCGGGUCGGGUACUGGCCUUGUUGGGAUAACAGCUGCCGCGAUCCUUGGCGCUGACGUCACUGUCACGGACCUCCCUCACGUGAUCCCUAACCUUGAGUUUAAUGUGUUGGCGAAUGCGGAGAUUAUCGCCGCCGGUGGUGGGGCGGUUGUCGCGACGGAGCUGAGCUGGGGGAAUGUGGAUCAAAUGAAGGUGGUUGGGAAAGAGUACGAUGUUAUCCUGGGGUCUGAUGUAGUGUAUCAUGAUCACCUUUAUGAGGUGUUGUUGGAUACGUUGAAGUAUUUUCUGGUGGGGGAAGAGGUGGUGUUUCUGAUGGCCCACCUUAAGCGGUGGAAGAAAGAGGCGGCGUUUUUCAAGAAGGCGAAGAAGUUUUUCGACGUGGAUGUGAUCCACCGUGAUACCCCGUCUGACGGGAAGAGAGUCGGUGUAAUCGUGUACCGUUUCGUGGGCAAACAAAUUUCCAAGAAAAAAUUGGAAAAUGGUGUUUGAAAGUUUGCUUUAGUUUAACUUUCUUGUUUUUCCUUCAGCAAAAGUGGACUCCCUCACUCAACUGUAAACCUUGAAAUAGAGGGCACACUCCAAAAUGCAUGAUUCUUCAUAAUCAAGUGUUUAGGGGUUAAAUCAUGUAUUACAUUAUACAAAUUACAACAAAAAUCGUAUUAAAAAAAUAGCAGAA
This is a messenger RNA of Spinacia oleracea (spinach), 1122 nucleotides long. RefSeq lists its product as uncharacterized. NCBI's taxonomy places the organism in Eukaryota, Viridiplantae, Streptophyta, Magnoliopsida, Caryophyllales, Amaranthaceae. The record is from RefSeq and is a predicted model, not a curated record. The coding region runs from base 141 to 935 and encodes 264 amino acids. The transcript has a single exon.